AUGUCGAUCGACAGCACUCUCUUGGAGGACGCAAGUUCGUCGCAUAGAAUUUACAUUGGCGACUCGAUCGGCUGUCUUCGUGUUGCUCAGUGCGACCCUCCGUCGGCGCUACCCAAAGAUUAUGCGGGUCCAUCCGUGAAACCGCUGAUCUUGCCCAACUUCAAGUCGCACUCUGACCAUGCGGUUCAGCGCAUUGCGUCUGGCGUUCUCGGCUCUGACGUUUAUGUGGUCGCUCUUGCGCGCAAGAACGCUACGAUCGAUGUUGUCCACAUUGCCAAUCAAUCCCUGCCAUCUACCAGCACUGCUCCCGCUCCAGUGUCGGAGCUGCGCGCCAACAUCAUCUGCACCAUUCAAGAGCCGCUUAUGAAGGCUGGCAUCCAUCGCUUCGUCGGGCUUGCAUUGUCGAAGCACGGAGUGUUCACUAUCACUUCGUCAGGCGUCUUGCGCUAUACUCCCAUUGCCGUCACAGCCGACCACACGCCACCUGUCAUCGAGGUCCGCGAAGCCAAGGUUCUCGAUCAUCUCCCAUCACCAUUACAGCACGCCAGCUUCUACCCUGCUUUCGACCCCACCCACUUUUGCUAUGGCGGAGAAGACAUCCCUCUCUCGCUAUGGCACAUCCCAACCGCUCUUUCCGAGCAACCCACCGACUCAGUAGCCGAUAUGAGUGUGGAAUCAUUCAAGACAGAAGACGUUUCGGAGCUUAACAGCAAGCAGAGGAAACGCAAGCGUCAGCUUGAGGCCAAAUCCAAAGCACGCGAGCUGCUGUGGGGCGAAGUAUGGCGGGCCAAAAACUUGGCCAAUGAUAACCUGUCUCUGCCGCGACGCGCCAACAUCACAUGCACCUGCAUUCUGAAUCUCAGAGACAGCACCGCACAAGAUGGCGAGACAGGCGCCGUGGACGAAACGACGUUCAUUGCUGUUGGCACCAAGGAUGGGUUGGUGCGGGUCUUUCAGCCGGGUGCAGGCAGUCGCAGACACAUUCGCGAGAUGCGCGUGAUAGCUACGGGACAAGGGGCGGUCAAGACGCUCUGUGCAUCCUCUGCUGCGCUAGAUGGUCGACGAGGAGGAUUGCUGUUCGUUGGCGAUACAGGGUGUAAAGUGUAUGCUGUGGAUUGGCAGUCGGGCAAAGUGGUGUACGGAUACAAGGAUGGUCAGGUCGGUGCAACACUUUGCAUGGUUCUUCUACCUGGAAGCGUCAAGUGCAGCAACAACGAGCCAGAGGCACUAGUCACAGUAUCGUCGGAUAGCCUCGUCCGAUUGCAAUCGACGGUGCCUGCUGCGCUCGCAGUGCCCAAAGCCGGUGCGUCGGCGGAAAAGGGAGAGGUAUUGUGGACAAAGAUGAUCGCACCAUCGACAAGUCACAGUGUACAUGCGACUCCCACCGCAGUGGUGUGGGAUGGCGUUCUGCCGCCUGCACUGAACAAGCGCACAGUUAACAGUCGUGAGAACACGCCAGAGGACGACGACGACGAGCAAGACGAGGUUUGGGCUAGCAUGCAAGCUGUCGGGGAGAAACGUCACAACGGUCGCAACGCUCGCAAGAACGCGAAACCAAAUGGCAAUGUGCAAGACGAUCAUGUCGACAACGACGAUACGGAAGAGGAGGACGACACGGACCAAGAGCAUGGCGCUGAUCCAGAGGCCCGAUCAGCCCAGAUCGAGGUAGGCAAGGAACAAGUGAAACGUCGCGCAACUCAUCCAGCACAGCCCAAGAGGAGUCGCAACUAG
Molecule: messenger RNA, 1731 nt
Organism: Mycosarcoma maydis (corn smut)
Lineage: Eukaryota; Fungi; Basidiomycota; Ustilaginomycetes; Ustilaginales
Exons: 1
Coding region: 1-1731 (576 amino acids)
Biological process (GO): ribosomal large subunit biogenesis
Cellular component (GO): preribosome, large subunit precursor; nucleolus
Molecular function (GO): protein binding
Source: RefSeq, a predicted model, not a curated record